CGGACUUCGCCAAUUCCAUCCCACGCCUGCGUACCACCACUUUGCCUUGUCACAUCCGCCAUAUUGUCCACCAUUCGCUUCCAUUUCUGUGAUGCCCCAACGCAGCACUCAUCCACCUCAGUAAAUGGUGAUAAAACUCAUUAUUGUGCCCCUAAGCGUUAGUGUUUAUGCUCGCCUCCAGCCGAGACAAAAUAACAGUCCGCAUCCAAAACAUGAAACGCAGCAGCGACCGCGACACGCCCCCACGCAGCAAACGCUCCCGUUCAAGCAUGGGCCGGUACGACGACAGCUCCGACGAACGCCUAACCCCCGAACGCGUCCGCCGUCGUGGAAGCCGCAAUCGCUCGCCCAGCCCCCGCCCCAGGUAUGUCAGCCCGCAUCGCGAUGAAUAUCUGCGCCCCCCUGAACGCGCCUACCCUUACAAAGUGCUCUGCGUCAGCGCCCUACACCCCAAAGCCAGCGAUGAAGUGAUCAAAGACACGCUCUAUCGAGAGUACAAAAAAUACGGCGAUCUGAGCAUUAGACUAUCGCAUGAUGUUGAUGAACGCGUAGCUUAUGUGUGCUUCCGGAAUCCGGAGGAUGCACGUGAUGCCAAACACGGGAAACCCCGGAUUAUUAUUUAUGAUAAAGUUGCGAUUGUUGAACCUGUGUAUGAAGUGCCCAGGUCAAGUGAUAUUUAUAGGAGUCGCCCCAGGUCUAUUACACCAGAGUAUGAUCGGCAUUAUUAUGCUAGGUCACCUGAACGGUUAAGGGUUGAUCGGUACGAUAGGGCUUACGGGCCCCCGCCAGGGGUCCCAGUACAUAGAGAUUAUCGCAGGGAGGCUUUACCUGCUCCUCAUGAGUAUUUGGCAAGGCCUCCGAUUCAUCACCCGGCACAUUUAACCCCAAGUCAUGGAUACGGCCCCCCACGACAUACGGUCCCAAGGCCCCCCUUUGAAAAAACAGAGAAUAAAAAAGACAAGUUUCCGAAUUAUUUGCACCACAUUCAACCAGAAGAUGACCCGUUAGCGACUCGUACGUUAUUUGCCGGUAAUUUAGAAAUUAAUAUCACAGAAGAAGAGUUGCGUCGCAUUUUCGGUCGUUACGGUGUUGUUGAAGAUAUAGAUAUCAAGAGACCACCACCUGGCACAGGCAAUGCCUUUGCUUUCGUUCGGUUUCACACCCUUGAUAUGGCCCACCGUGCUAAAGUCGAAUUAUCAGGUCAAUACAUCGGAAAGUUCCAGUGUAAAAUUGGUUACGGGAAAGCAACCCCAACUACACGUAUCUGGGUUGGGGGGCUUGGCCCUUGGACUUCAGUCCCCCAACUAGAACGUGAGUUUGAUCGUUUUGGGGCUAUCAAGAAAAUCGAUUACGUCAAGGGCGACAAUCAAGCCUAUAUUCUGUACGACAGUAUCGAUGCAGCACAAGCGGCUGUGAAGGAAAUGAGAGGAGCCCCACUUGGGGGGCCUGACCGUCGCCUCAGGACUGACUUUGCGGACGUGACACCGGGAGUCGUCUACCGACCUAAACCCCCCUAUCCUGGACAUGAAGACAGUCUCGAUUACCGCCGCCUUGACUACGAUUACGACUACGACGACUACGCCACCCGGGGGUACAGGGGUCGUGCUGCCUACCCCGAACGCCGCGCCGGCAGCCGGGGCCCUUACCGCUACCCCGAGACAACUGAAGAUGAAUGGGGGCGCUCACGCCCCGAAUACGAACGCCGCCGUUCCGUUGACCGCUCCAGGUCCAGGUCACCGAGACGUUCCCCUGAUUCGGAUUCGGAUAAUGGGUCUCGUAGAGCUGGGUUGCUCGCAUCUAGUCGGACUCUCCCCGAAGUGGCACGGAAGUGUACGACAGUGUGGCAAGGUGCUUUGAUUUUGAAGAAUUCGCUGUUUCCGGCCAAGUUUCAUUUGAUUGAUGGCGAUACGGAUAUUGUGGAAGGGUUGAUGAAGGACGAGGAUGGAAAACAUCAGCUGAGGAUUACGCAAAGGUUGAGGUUGGAUCAGCCAAAGUUGGAGGAUGUGCAAAGGAGAAUUUCGGGGGCGAGUUCGCAUGCGAUUUUCUUGGGGUUGGCGGGGUCGACGGCGUCGGUCACGAAUGAUGAUAGUACGGUGCAGACGAGGCCGUUGAGGAAUUUGGUGUCGUAUUUGAAGCAGAAGGAAGCAGCUGGGGUUAUUUCGUUGUUGAAUAAGGAGACGGAAGCGACAGGGGUUUUGUAUUCGUUUCCGCCGUGUGCGUUUUCGACAGAGUUGCUUAAACGUACGUGUCCGAAUCUGUCGGAGGAGGCGAUCAAGGAGGAUCAUUUGGUUAUUGUUGUGGUACGUGGUGGUACUGCUUAAUUUUUAUGACUGUAUAGUCGUUGACUAUACUGUAUUAUUAUUUUGUUUUUUUUUACUUAUUUUAUGAGGUAGAGCUCAUUUUUUUUACCCCCCUCCAGGUCUACACUGGCUAAUUUUGUUGACAGUUUAAACAAAUUGUACAUUUUUCAGGAAAUUGGUGAUCAACAACGAUGUUGAUUGUGUUGAUGAUGAUGAUGAUGCUUUAUCAUUUAAGUGCUUACUGAAUUUGUUUUGUGAACUUUGAAAAUAUUCUGUAACUUGAUUUAGUGCUGAAGUGAAUUUAGUUUAAGUGGUUGCAGUUCUUUCUCAUAGUAUCUGUCAUUUGUAUUAGUGGAACAUUCUGUAAGGAUUUAUCUGUUGUUAUGUGAAAGGACUGUAAAAGGAAACAAUUAACUACAGUGUUGUAGUGUUCUGUGCAAAUAGUUACUCUUUAUAAAGAUUGUUUCAAAAUAAAACCAAGUUAAUGAUUGUGAUGUAGUGUUAAGACACUUAUCAGUGGCUAGGAAGUAUGGUCUUCUAUAAUCAUUUCUCCUGUCUGGUUAUAAAAUGUUCAAUAGUGUUGUGCAAAUAGAUAAGUUCUUUCAGA
Tribolium castaneum (red flour beetle) is the source of this 2907-nucleotide messenger RNA. RefSeq names its product spenito (gene nito). The transcript is spliced from 2 exons. Gene Ontology annotation, biological process: regulation of alternative mRNA splicing, via spliceosome. Lineage: Eukaryota; Metazoa; Arthropoda; Insecta; Coleoptera; Tenebrionidae. Gene Ontology annotation, molecular function: mRNA binding. Gene Ontology annotation, cellular component: nucleus. The coding region runs from base 168 to 2321 and encodes 717 amino acids. The record is from RefSeq and is a predicted model, not a curated record.